This is a messenger RNA of Necator americanus (New World hookworm), 723 nucleotides long. RefSeq lists its product as uncharacterized. Bases 1 to 723 code for a protein of 240 amino acids. The transcript has 3 exons. The record is from RefSeq and is a predicted model, not a curated record. Lineage: Eukaryota; Metazoa; Nematoda; Chromadorea; Rhabditida; Ancylostomatidae.
AUGAACACUGAUUUGAUACAUCGGCCGAGCCCCACAGUCCUUCAAAACGCGUUUUCGCAUCCCAAGUCAAUUGAUACGCCAGAGAACUUCUCCUUUCUUAUCUUUUUUAUGACGUCAUGUGAAUGGGCACCAGCCCAAAGAAAGUCUGCUGAUAUAAAAUCAGGUCCGAGAGCUGUCCAAGGUUUCAUGCUCUUCAUAACGACUCGUACUUCCGAAAAGAGCGCUGGAACUUCACUAGUGGGAAUGAUCGGGGUUGACAAAGGAGUUGACGAACAGAAAAGGUUUCAGUGGAACAUCUUUGUGAUUUCCAUCUCACAACAAGAAGAGGUGCGGAUCCCGUCUUCUGCGGAUCGCUCAGCAAGGCUGCUAGCCGAAUAUUAUAAUCGCAGAGGUCCAUGCGGCACUUCGUUAGAAUCGUUCUUCUUUGCGUUGCUUCCAGAACCUUUUACUGCCCGUAUUUCGAAAAAAUCCUUCUGCAACACUUUUCUGCAGCUAGUGUUUGCUAUUCUUGUCUAUUUCUUGUCUAUUCUUUUCUCUGCAACAGCCUACAUCAGCAUACCACAAUACAUCCGCCAAAUUCAUCCCACGUUCGAAAAGUAUUACGAACACCGUUUCCCAUACAUACUGUUUUAUCCACCUUCCACACUUGUCAGCUCGGAAACGACCUAUCUCAUUACUUUGAGGAAAGGUGAUGGUCCUAUAUGGGGCAACCCGGUUCACUAG